Molecule: messenger RNA, 1286 nt
Organism: Carya illinoinensis
Lineage: Eukaryota; Viridiplantae; Streptophyta; Magnoliopsida; Fagales; Juglandaceae
Product: aquaporin PIP2-2-like
Exons: 4
Coding region: 119-982 (287 amino acids)
Biological process (GO): transmembrane transport
Cellular component (GO): plasma membrane
Molecular function (GO): water channel activity
Source: RefSeq, a predicted model, not a curated record
CAUCUCCACUGAAUGUACACCAAGUCUACAACUCUCUCUUGAUUGUUCUCCCUGAUUACAAAGCACACUCAAAACUCAUCUCUACCUAGCUAGCUAGCUACAAGGAGCAUCGAUCGCUAUGGCCAAGGACAUUGAAGUUGGAGGGCAAGGUGGUUUCUCCGCCAAGGACUACCACGACCCACCACCAGCACCACUGAUUGACGCUGUGGAGUUCACCCAAUGGUCCUUAUACAGAGCCAUUAUUGCUGAGUUCAUUGCCACCCUCUUGUUCUUGUAUAUUACUGUUCUAACUGUGAUUGGAUACAAGAGCCAAACUGACGAAACCAAGGGCGGGGAGGUUUGUGGUGGGGUUGGGAUUCUUGGCAUUGCUUGGUCCUUUGGCGGCAUGAUUUUCGUCCUUGUUUACUGCACAGCCGGUAUUUCAGGAGGGCACAUUAACCCGGCGGUGACAUUCGGGCUGUUACUUGCUCGGAAGGUCUCACUGGUCCGAGCAAUAUUGUACAUGGCGGCUCAGUGCUUGGGAGCCGUAUGCGGAUGCUGGUUGGUAAAGGCAUUCCAGAGCGCUUACUACAGCAAGUACGGCGGUGGUGCUAACGAGCUGUCCGCUGGUUACAGCAAGGGCACUGGAUUAGUCGCCGAAAUCAUUGGCACAUUCGUGCUUGUAUACACUGUCUUUUCUGCCACUGAUCCCAAGAGAAAUGCAAGAGAUUCCCAUGUUCCUGUAUUGGCACCACUUCCAAUCGGAUUUGCCGUGUUCAUGGUUCACCUGGCCACCAUUCCGAUCACCGGAACUGGUAUUAAUCCUGCUCGAAGCUUUGGAGCUGCCGUGAUCUAUGGCAAGGAAAAGGCAUGGGAUGACCAUUGGAUUUUCUGGGCCGGACCAUUCAUUGGUGCUGCAAUUGCUGCAUUCUAUCACCAGUACAUUUUGAGAGCUGCCGCUGCUAAAGCUCUUGGGUCCUUCAGAAGCUCUUCCCACAUGUAAAUCACCAAAUAUACGCGCCUCUGUGCUCAACAAUUAAUGCUUCCAAGAGCCGUGACACUUCUAUAUAUAUGGAAAGGGAGAGUUCAAAACCAUGGAAUUUGUACAAGACUAUUAUACUAUGUUCAUGGCGAGGAUGUCCAUUUGCCUUACUUCUGUGUGCUGGCCCUCGUUUUAAGUGUGUCCUAAAUUUCUAGUGUCGCUGUCGUGUCCUAAAUUCCCCUGUAAUUAUUCUCUUAUCUGUCUGUUCACUGUCUACCCGUGAUGUUAUGGUUGAAUUUAUCAAAAGGUGCUUUGUAUUUCCUUC